Molecule: messenger RNA, 1029 nt
Organism: Hirsutella rhossiliensis
Lineage: Eukaryota; Fungi; Ascomycota; Sordariomycetes; Hypocreales; Ophiocordycipitaceae
Exons: 1
Coding region: 1-1029 (342 amino acids)
Source: RefSeq, a predicted model, not a curated record
AUGGCUGCCGCCUGCGCCGACGGCUCCUGCGCCGUGCAGCCUCUCUCCCGCCAAGACAAGCGCAACGAGUUUGACCGCGAUCCCGCAAACGCCCCCGAAAUCCACAAGGGCCUCCGCGAUGACCUGCUUCGCAUCGGCCAACACUUCUUCGACCACGCGUCGCCCGUCGCCGACAUGGAGGAGAGCCUCCACGAUGCCUGGGAUGAGCUGAUCCACGCCGCCCGCAUCAUCCCGGCCGAGAGCCCCGAGCACGACCGCCUCGUCAACCUCGUCCUCGAGAUGCGCGAGUUCGGCCUGCUUGCCCGGGCCGAAGGCGAUGCCGUCGUCUCCAACGGCCAGCGCCUGUGGACCGAUGUUCCCUACUUGGCCGAGGAGAUUCAGGACUCCUGGACCCAAGAGUCCCGCGGCUUCGCCGUCGACGAGCGCCAGAAUCUCGCCGCCCUGACAGCCAAGCUUUGCGCCGUCGGCGUUUGUUCCGCCGACAUGGCCCGCUGUGCGCUGUGGCUCUUUCGAGAAGCCCUCGAGACGCAUCUGCCUCUGACCGGCGAGUCUCCAGGAGGCGACGCGACCAAAGUCUCUACGUCUCUAUCUCUCGCCCAUCUUCUUCCCGCAUGUCUUGCGUGGCUGAACCACGGCAACUUCAAGCUCGCCAAGCUAUGCGCAAGCGGCCAAAACCUUUCCACGUCCGCAACGCACAGCGGACAACGCGUCUCGACCUCGCCUGGUCCCCUGGCAGCCAGAGCCGGUGUACCCCAGCUGGAAUUCAGCGUCGAAAGGUGGCUGUUCUGGAGGCGGCGGCUCGGGGAGCUGUACCUUGGCGGCAUCGAACAGGUUGCCGAGCCGGCGAGGAAGUGCUUCGAGGUCAUGGUCAGCACCGGCAGUGCCAUGGGACUGGAGAUACCGGGGGAGAAGAAGUACUUGGAGAGGCUGUUUGAGGCGCUGGACAAGGAGGUCGUGGCCCGAGAUAUGAAAGAAUGCGUUGGUCCCGAGGACAUCCGCAUUGACCCGGCGUGGGCGGAUGACAAUUAG